AUGGAUAGCAUGGAAACAUGGCUUGACUCAGAUUCACAAAAGGACAGCGUUCACAUUGGUCAGAUGCUGCCCUACGGUUAUAAGCUUCAGCAUAAACCUCGACUUGGUCGUGGUGGGGGUGUUGGUCUUGUCUAUAGAGAUCAGCUGAAUGUCACCAAGAUUUCGACUGAUAGUGUAUACAGUUCCUUCGAGAUCAUUCAGUUCAGGUUACAGACUAACUCAGACUGUAUAAGACUUGCUAUUGUGUAUAGACCCCCUCCUAAUUACAAGAACAAACUGACAACAACAUUGUUUUUCGAGGAGUUCGCAAAUCUGUUAGAGACUCUGUCUUCCAUCGCCUGUCCACUGAUCAUCAUGGGCGACCUCAACUUUCAUGUUGACAACCCCAGUGAUCGAGAUGCUAUAAUAUAUCUCAAUAUCUUGGAAACGUAUAGCCUGGUCCAACACGUGAAGGAUCCAACUCAUAUCAAGGGUCAUAUCUUGGAUCAGGUUAUCACGCGUGCUACUGACAUGAACGUGAUUGGUGAUCUGUCGGUUGGUGCAUCAUUGAUGUCAGACCAUUGCCCUGUGACUUUCACUCUCCCAGGCAAAUGCGUGAAACAGCCAAAUCGUGUGAUGAUGGAUGUAACAAGGCUGAGGUCAAUAGAUGUUGGUGCAUUUGCUCUUGAUGUUGCAGCAUCUGCAGUGAACCAAUGUGUCCAAGACAAUGCCUCAGUCUUGGUGGAAACCUACAACCACGAUCUGAAGGCAAUCUUGGACAAGCAUGCACCAAUUCAUUCUAAGGCAGUUACAAUACGGCACAAGGUACCAUGGUAUAAUGCUGAGGUGCACGAGGCAUGCAUGUUCCGCAGAAAGGCUGAGAGACAGUGGCGCCACUCAAAGCUUGAAAUCCAUAGGGAGGUCUACCGUGAAAAGCAUGUGCAGGUUAUUCGGAAGAUUGAGAAGGCAAAAAGGGACUUUCAAGUUGAAAAAAUUAAGGACGAUUGUGGUGAUCAGCGUAAACUCUACAGAACUGUGAACUCAUUGCUCAACAGGAAGAAAGUCAGCUCAUUGCCUGACUUCUCUGUUGGGGAAGGGCAGCAGCUAGCCAAUAGAUUUGCUCAUUCUUUCCAAAAUAAGGUCAAUGGCAUUAAUGUCUACCUUUCAGGGCUCCGCGAUUCAAUGGGGUCAUUGGUUACUGACGCUGAGCAACCUAGCUGCCAACAAAAGCUGUCUUUCUUUCAACCUGUUACUGAGGAUGAAAUUAGAAGGAUGAUCAAGAAGUCGCUAACAAAAUCUUGUGCACUUGAUCCUCUUCCCACACAUCUUCUUAAAGAGGAUGCGAUUGCUGAAGCAAUUUCUCCUGCAAUCUGCUACCUUCCCAACUUCACUGAGGAAGUAUUCCAAAUCAAACAGAUCAUCUUCACUCAUCCCAUCGUCUACAAGCUUGGAGAUUACCAAAAAGAGGAAAUUCAAGGAUACUUCUACGAACAGGAAUUGAGUUACGUUCCUAAUCCUGACCAACUAGAAUACAAGAUCGAGAAGAUGUUAAGGUACAAGACCAGUAAAGGUGAUAAAUACGGAUUAGUGAAGUGGAAGGGUUACAGUGACAAAUUCAAUGAGUGGUUAAAGUUUCUGAGAUAA
Molecule: messenger RNA, 1623 nt
Organism: Lineus longissimus
Lineage: Eukaryota; Metazoa; Nemertea; Pilidiophora; Heteronemertea; Lineidae
Exons: 3
Coding region: 1-1623 (540 amino acids)
Molecular function (GO): catalytic activity
Source: RefSeq, a predicted model, not a curated record